This is a messenger RNA of Blepharisma stoltei, 444 nucleotides long. The record is from the annotation of a GenBank genome assembly. NCBI's taxonomy places the organism in Eukaryota, Ciliophora, Heterotrichea, Heterotrichida, Blepharismidae.
AUGGCCAUCAAUAUUGACGAUCACGAUCCUGGAUAUAUCCCUCCUCCACCAACCCGUGAACAAGAAAUCGAAUACAUUGAGAAUUUAGAAAAAGAGUUUAGAAAUCGCCACUUCCGCCACAGAAAUUACGCUCCAGACCCUACAAGACGCUUCUGGCAGAGCUAUGAUGAUAAAAUUACCCACUACCGUCUUGAUUAUUGGCUGAAGUUCUUGCUCGGUGCAUUCCUGGCAGUGCCGUUGGCAGGUUACCUUACAAGGAAGUCUCCAUCAAAGUCAAGCUUUAUGAAUAUUCCUUUCAGAACUUAUCCAUACCAGCAGAACUUCAGAUUUUGGACUUUCUUUCUUACUUAUGAUCUCGGCUUGGCCUAUGGAUUCGCUCAUUUACUUAAGAACACUGAUUACUUUGAGCCUUUAAUCCCAUUAACAAGGGAAAAAAAGUUAUAA